GUGAGAGGCUGCCGGUGGGAAGCUGUCGGUCCGGAAAGAACAGAUGAUGGGCUGAGUGCUAUCUCUGUAGCUGCGUCUGCCGGUUUUUAUACAUGGCGGACACUAUGCACGUCACGUCUGGAAGGCGAGGCCGGAAGUCGCUUCCCACAGUCGUCGGACUCAUGACAGAAAGUAUUGACCAUCGGACGGUGGUCUACUCUCGAUGGGAACCUCAGCCGAGCGCCACAAUAAACCUAUCAGACUGUUGAGCACGUGGCAUAUCCAUCCGAUGCCGGCUUCGUCAGGAAAACCAUAGAGGAAAACAUAUGAGUUUCCCGCGAAACUACCAAAGGGGCACAAAGGACCCGAAAGGAGAGUUCAUGCUGCCGAUAGCGCAGCGCGAAGCGGCAAUCGCGUGACCCACAAGGUUUGCAACGCUUUGACGUCAGGCCAUCCACCGGCAUAUACGAAUGUGCGCCUCGCGUUCAAACGGUCAGGAGGGACAUUGACAAAACCCUUACUCAAGAGGAAACAGGUCGGGCCAAUAAUAGAGCUGCUCAAUUCUUGUGACGCUAGACGCGUUCAGAGGCCUUUGAUGGAGGCGAGACCAGCCGACGUGCGCGCCUUCGAAAACCCUCGAGCGAGGCUGAUACUCCUU
Messenger RNA from Dichomitus squalens LYAD-421 SS1, 637 nucleotides. RefSeq lists its product as uncharacterized. The record is from RefSeq and is a predicted model, not a curated record. NCBI's taxonomy places the organism in Eukaryota, Fungi, Basidiomycota, Agaricomycetes, Polyporales, Polyporaceae. The annotation marks the transcript as partial. The transcript has a single exon.